AUGGACAUUUCUGGAGCAAACCCUGUAAGAAGGGCUGAAUUCUACAUGCCGACAUUUCAUACAUUUCUCCUGGCAUUUCAGGUUGUGUGGAGUGAGCAGGACUUCCAGUACCUGAGACAGAAGCUGUCACCUACCUACCCAGCUGCACACCACUUCCGGAGCGGAAUCAUUGGCAGUGGCCUCUGUGUCUUCUCCAAACACCCAAUCCAGGAGCUCACCCAGCACGUCUACACCCUCAAUGGCUACCCCUACAUGAUCCAUCAUGGUGACUGGUUCAGUGGGAAGGCUGUGGGGCUGCUGGUGCUCCAUCUAAGCGGCAUGGUGCUCAACGCCUAUGUGACCCAUCUCCAUGCCGAAUACAAUCGACAGAAGGACAUCUACCUAGCACAUCGCGUGGCCCAAGCUUGGGAACUGGCCCAGUUCAUCCAGUGUGUGAGCCUGGGUUUGAACGGGGAAGUGGGAUGGGACCCAGGGGCUGGGGGUGAACAAGGCCCCAGUCAUGGGGAAGAGCUGGUGAGGGAAGAAUUCCCGCCUCACCAACCUGGUUCCCCCAGCCACACAUCCAAGAAGGCAGACGUGGUUCUGUUGUGUGGAGACCUCAACAUGCACCCGGAAGACCUGGGCUGCUGCCUGCUGAAGGAGUGGACAGGGCUGCGUGAUGCCUACCUUGAAACUCGGGACUUCAAGGGCUCUGAAGAAGGCAACACCAUGGUACCCAAGAACUGCUACGUCAACCAGCAGGAGCUGAAGCCGUUUCCCUUUGGUGUCCGCAUUGACUACAUGCUUUACAAGGCAGUUUCUGGGUUUUACAUCUCCUGUAAGAGUCUUGAAACCACUACAGGCAACGACCCUUACAGCGGCACCCCCCUCUCUGAUCAUGAAGCCCUGAUGGCUACUCUGUUUGUGAGGCACAGCCCCCCACAGCAGAGCCCCAACUCUAUCCACAGACCAGCAGAGAGGUCGCCGUUGAUGAGUGUGCUAAAGGAGGCCUGGACGGAGCUGGGUCUGGGCAUGGCUCAGGCUCGCUGGUGGGCUGCCUUCGCUAGCUAUGUGAUUGGCCUGGGGCUGCUUCUCCUGGCACUGCUGUGUGUCCUGGCGGCUGGAGGAGGGGCCAGGGAAGCUGCCAUACUGCUCUGGACCCCCAGCGUAGGGCUGGUGCUGUGGGCAGGUGCGUUCUACCUCUUCCACGUGCAGGAGGUCAAUGGCUUAUAUAGGGCCCACGCUGAGCUCCAGCAUGUGCUAGGAAGGGCAAGGGAGGCCCAGGACCUGGGCCCAGAGCCUCAGCCAGCCCUACUCCUGGGGCAGCAGGAGGGGGACAGAACUAAAGAACAAUAAAGCUUGGCACUUUAGUG
This is a messenger RNA of Mandrillus leucophaeus (drill), 1352 nucleotides long. RefSeq names its product sphingomyelin phosphodiesterase 2, neutral membrane (neutral sphingomyelinase) (gene SMPD2). NCBI's taxonomy places the organism in Eukaryota, Metazoa, Chordata, Mammalia, Primates, Cercopithecidae. The record is from RefSeq and is a predicted model, not a curated record. The transcript has 8 exons. Gene Ontology annotation, molecular function: sphingomyelin phosphodiesterase activity. Gene Ontology annotation, cellular component: cytoplasm. The coding region runs from base 1 to 1335 and encodes 444 amino acids.